Protopterus annectens (West African lungfish) is the source of this 3648-nucleotide messenger RNA. RefSeq names its product leucine rich repeat and Ig domain containing 1 (gene LINGO1). The record is from RefSeq and is a predicted model, not a curated record. Bases 649 to 2475 code for a protein of 608 amino acids. The transcript has 4 exons. Gene Ontology annotation, cellular component: extracellular matrix. NCBI's taxonomy places the organism in Eukaryota, Metazoa, Chordata, Ceratodontiformes, Protopteridae. Gene Ontology annotation, molecular function: protein binding.
AAAACAGAAUGGAUUUGUGAGAGCUUUCUUUUCCUGCUGAAUUUUAUUUUGGCAAAAUAUUGUGUCUGGCAGUUUAGUGAAAGAAAAGGGCAAAAGGAAAGAAAUAAAGAAAAGGAGUGACAAAAAGGUUCAUUGUGUUUCAUUUAAUCCUUUGUAUGGAGUAACAUCCUGUCUGUAAGAGUCCCUGUCAGCCGGGCUAUCCUCUCACCUCCUCCCCACCUGUUCUUCAGGAGCUGACAAUUCUGAAUGGUGCAUAGAGAGAAGCUUUCUGUAGGACAAUCUCUAUUUAUUUCUUUAAUGAUGAAAAUACUUUGGUGAUUGAAUAGCUGUGCUCGGGAUGGAAGGAUAACCCAGAGAAGGAGAACUACAUUAGGGCUUCGCAUCUUCACAUGCAUCUCUGUUUUGGGAAAUGAGGUUUUUCUACCAAGAGAAGAACAACCGAACAAGCAUGAAAUGCAGGAACAAACUGGGAAGCAAAGAAGGUAAUAAGCGAGAGAAUGCUAAUAAUGACAUAGCACAGCUGGAACAAAAGGAGUAAUCAAGUUGUACUUAGAGGUAACUGGACAGAUUCAAUAUGGACACUUUUCAGCUAUGACCUGAGAAGAAAAUAAAAAAGAGCGAUACACUGAAUUUAAGGUAAAAGUUAGGAUGGUAGCAGGGGAUGCUAUUAUGUACAGUCCAAUCCUAGCAAGUUGGCAGCCGAUCCUGCUCCUCAUGUUGGGGUCUGUUUUCUCAGGAUCUGCCACUGGGUGCCCACCUCGCUGUGACUGCUUUCCUCAGGAGAGGUCUGUGCUGUGCCACCGUAAGCGUUUCACUGAUGUUCCUGAGGGUAUCCCUACUGAAACUCGCCUAUUAGAUCUCAGCAAGAACCGAAUUAAGAACAUUAAUCAGGAUCAGUUCCUUAACUACCCUCUCCUAGAGGAAUUGGAACUCAAUGAGAAUAUCAUUAGCACCAUAGAGCCAGGUGCAUUCAACAAUCUUUUUAACUUAAGGACUUUGGGUCUUAGGAACAAUAGGCUAAAACUUAUCCAAUUAGGAGUAUUUACUGGUCUGAGUAACCUUACUCAGUUAGACAUUAGUGAGAAUAAGAUAGUAAUUCUCUUAGAUUACAUGUUCCAGGAUUUGUAUAACCUCAAAUCCCUUGAAGUUGGGGAUAAUGAUUUGGUUUACAUUUCUCACAGAGCCUUUAGUGGGCUUAACAGUUUGGAACAACUGACUCUAGAAAAAUGUAACUUGACAUCUAUACCAUCAGAGGCUCUUUCUCAUUUACACAAUUUGAUUGUGCUACGACUCAGCCAUUUAAACAUAAAUGCCAUAAGGGACUACUCUUUUAAGAGACUUUACAGGCUUAAGGUGCUGGAAAUUUCCCACUGGCCUUACCUGGACACUAUGACAUCCAACUGUCUGUAUGGACUAAACCUAACAUCUUUGACUAUAACUCACUGCAACCUGACUUCUGUUCCUUAUGUGGCCGUACGGCAUUUGGUGUACCUCAGGUUUCUAAACCUAUCCUAUAAUCCUAUCACCACCAUAGAGGGAUCUAUGCUCCAUGAACUUCUGAGACUGCAGGAGAUCCAUUUGGUUGGAGGAGCACUGGUAGCAAUUGAGCCGUAUGCAUUCCGUGGUCUUAAUUACCUGCGCAUCCUCAAUGUUUCUGGCAACUACUUGAACACCCUAGAAGAAUCUGCAUUCCAUUCUGUUGGAAAUUUGGAGACGCUCAUCAUUGACAACAACCCCCUGGCUUGUGACUGUAGGCUGCUAUGGAUCUUUCGGCGACGGUGGAGACUGAACUUCAACAAACAGCAGCCAGCAUGUGCUACACCAGAAUUUGUUCAAGGAAAGGAGUUCAAAGAUUUCCCAGACAUUCUUUUGCCCAAUUACUUCACAUGUCGCAAGGCUCGCAUACGUGACAGAAAACCUCAGCAGAUAUUAGUGGAUGAAGGUCUCACUGUGCAUUUUGUCUGUAGAGCAGAUGGAGAUCCAGCACCUGUAAUUAUGUGGUUGUCACCCAGGAAACAGCUUAUUACCACCAAAACAAAUGGGCGACUCACAGUUUUCCCAGAUGGCACACUGGAGGUGCGGUAUGCACAAAUUCAAGAUAAUGGCACUUAUGUGUGUAUUGCUAGCAAUGCAGGUGGCAAUGACACUGUGCUUGCUCAUUUGCAUGUUCGCAGCUACUCUCAGCCAAAUAAUAGCCUUGCAUUCAUUUCCAACCAGCCGAAUGAAAGCAAUGCCAAUAGCACACGUGCCACGGUGCCUUUUCCCUUUGAUAUUAAGACACUUAUCAUUGCCACAACCAUGGGCUUUAUCUCCUUCUUAGGGGUGGUGUUGUUUUGCUUAGUGCUCCUUUUCCUCUGGAGCCGGGGGAAAGGAAACACAAAACACAAUAUAGAAAUUGAGUAUGUGCCACGUAAGUCAGAUGCUGGCAUUAGCACUGCAGAUGCCCCUCGCAAAUUUAAUAUGAAAAUGAUUUAAAAAAGCAGCUGAAACAGGAAAACCUGUUUGUGAAAAAUGAGAUCUCGGAACUGGAAACAUACAAGCCUGUACAAACAAUGAAAGUUAAAGUGAACAGUUACAAAAGUGACUGCUAUCAAAAACAAACUUGCUGUUAACCUUCAAUGGGUUUCAUUAGCAGUGGAUUUUUAAUAAGAUCUUAUCUACCCCCUUCUAAAGAUCAGUCAAAAACUGGUUAAAGCUAGUUAGACGGAAUGCAAAUAUAAUUUAUGCCCUCUUGUAAAUUGAUAUUUUUUUAAUCCAGUAUGUAUGAAGACAGUCUCCAUCCAAGCUCUGUAGAGCUGCUGAAUACAUCUAUAUAUUACUUUCAUGUAAAUGUUUAUAAUCAGAUGAAAUGACUCACCAAGGCAAAGAUAGUUGCACCACAAUCUGAAUAUGAAUUGUAGCCAAUGGCAAAAUCAAUAUUGCUGUGGCUACCAAUAUUUAAAUUAUUAGAAGUUUAGACUGACUUCUAUUUGAAAGCAAUUGUGUUGAAUUUUAUUGAAGAAUCUAGCCAAACUAAGUGUAGUUCAGAUGUCUAAGAAAGGUAAAUCCUGAACUCCACUUUUUUAAGGAUAUUAAAUUAUGUAACAUUUAGUUUUUGAAUGUGUUUUGAAUUGUUAUCUAUGUUCAGUAAAUUUUGUACUCGGGUAAUAAACCUAAUAUGUUGCUAGUCCGAAUAACAACAAAAAAUGAGGUUUUCACCCCUUGGUUGCACAAAUGUAAGGAUACAGGUAAGCAUUCCCAAGUAACUUACUUAAUGGAAGCAUCUGGCUAUAUUAUGUAAUAAAAUAUGAACAUUCGCCUCUAGUUGAUUAAUCCACGUUUGACAACAGCUGACUGAUUCGGUUAAUCUGGAGUAAUUUAAGCCAUGAAGGAAGACAUAAACCCAUACUUAACUGGUUUGUCAUAUUUUUGUUUUAACUGGACUGAUUCAUUCACUAGGAUUGGAGGUGUUUGACUCUGGUGACUAAAACGUGUCAGGUUAAUGUUUCUUGGAUGCAGAGAGUCAGUCUGUCAUGGUUUCCUCGUUCAUCAAUAUUUUAUACUGUGCUUCUUUGUCUUGAAGGAACAAAUCAAAACAGUGUAUUAUCCAUUGGGUUUAGCACGGGUUGUUAAAAAUAUUCUAUUGUUAUAAUUAAAGGUAAUCUGUCA